AUGACAGCCUUCAUUAUAAUAGUUGGAGUAUUGUUAUUAGUUAACAUCGUAUUUAUUCUAGUUUCUCUGUUUCUCACCGUGUUCAACAAGGAGAGUAAGGAAAACAAGAGUCCAAGAAUUUCGCAGUUAUCGGUGGCGCAAAUAGUUCUGUCGCGACAGCACAUGUCGUCUCGCGGAAGCUUGCCUCAAGUGACAAUUUUCAAUACAUUCGUCCGCGUCAGCACUGGAAGCACACCGAGUGGCAUCACUCAGAGUUUCAGACAAAAACAUUCUAACGCAGAAGAUGUCGGCAAACAAAUUACUUCAUAA
Messenger RNA from Bombyx mandarina (wild silkworm), 309 nucleotides. RefSeq lists its product as uncharacterized. Lineage: Eukaryota; Metazoa; Arthropoda; Insecta; Lepidoptera; Bombycidae. The record is from RefSeq and is a predicted model, not a curated record.